CAGCCACCAGACACGGCUGUUCCUCCGGAGGGAGACGGAGGCUGAGGAGCGGUCAUCAUGUCGGGGAAGGACGGCGUUAUGUGGACCUUCUUCCCGCUUCUGCUGCUCGCCUUWCUGCGCCCCAGUGCCGGAGCAGCCCUCACACAGCUGUGUGACUCAUCCACUGAUGGCUCCAUCUACAAAUAUUACGCAAAGACUCUAAACUCUAGUCGCUUAAUGAACUUCACCGACUACGCUGGAAAAACCGUCCUCUUCGUCAACGUUGCUACGUACUGAGGGUUGACCUAUCAGUARGUGGAACUGAAUGCACUGCACGAAGAGUUGAAACAUCAUGGCUUCACUAUCCUCGGCUUUCCCUGCAACCAGUUCGGCAAACAGGAGCCGGGGCAGGGACAUGAAAUCCUGCCAGGGUUGAAGUACGUCAGACCAGGCAAUGGCUUUGUUCCAAACUUCCUGCUGUUUGAGAAAGGAGAUGUGAACGGAGAAGCUGAGCAACAAGUUUUCACGUUCCUUAAAAAUURCUGCCCUCCUGUGGGGGACGAGUUUGGCGUCGUCAACGGCAGGUUGUUCUGGGAGCCUCUGAAGAUCAGCGACAUCAAGUGGAACUUUGAGAAGUUUUUGGUGGGACCUGAUGGGAAGCCGGUGAUGAGGUGGCACCCGCUUGUCGACGUAUCUGAAGUCCGAGCCGACAUCCUCAAAUACCUUCGACAACUCUUCACCCAGUCUGUCUUUAAACGUGAUUAUUAAUAUUGUGUAAUGAAGUAACGGUGUGUGCGCAUUUAGAGAAGUAAUGUGACAGUUCCUGCGACGCAAAGAUGGCACGGUAAAUGAAGAGGAGGCUUGAAAACAGAAUCUGUGGUGCCUCCUUGGAGUCUGGGCUUCAGGCGAACCUUUCAGUGCAUUCUGGUUCGUCCUGCUGUCCCACAYCAUGCCAGCUUCUCAGUCCAGGACCUGUUGACAUUACACUUUUACCUUCAUUAAAUCAUAAUGAAAGCUGCA
Austrofundulus limnaeus is the source of this 999-nucleotide messenger RNA. RefSeq names its product glutathione peroxidase 3 (gene gpx3). Gene Ontology annotation, biological process: response to oxidative stress. NCBI's taxonomy places the organism in Eukaryota, Metazoa, Chordata, Actinopteri, Cyprinodontiformes, Rivulidae. Gene Ontology annotation, molecular function: glutathione peroxidase activity. The record is from RefSeq and is a predicted model, not a curated record.